Molecule: messenger RNA, 816 nt
Organism: Aureobasidium vineae
Lineage: Eukaryota; Fungi; Ascomycota; Dothideomycetes; Dothideales; Saccotheciaceae
Source: the annotation of a GenBank genome assembly
AUGGCCCAAGCAUCGAGCCAACUCCCGCCUGUCCGAGCAUGUCUCUUUGACAUGGACGGUCUCUUGAUCGAUUCUGAGGAUUUGUACACAGUAUGCACCAACGAGACGCUACGAAAGUACGGCAAGCCCGACCUGCCAUGGAACAUCAAGGCUCAACUGCAAGGACGACCCGGCCCCGAGAUCUUCCACGACUGGGCCCAAUUACCCAUCACGCGCGAAGACUUCCUCCAACAGACGUCGGUCUUGCAACAAAAGUACUUUCCUUCCACACAACCGCUGCCCGGCGUCCGCGACCUACUCAAGACCCUCGACGCGAACCCGAACGUUGACAUUGCCCUCGCCACUUCGUCCAACAAGAACAACUUUGGCCUCAAAACCGCACACCUGGAAGACAUGUUUGUCGUCUUUGAGCAACAACACCGUGUACUUGGUGAUGACCCACGAAUCCCUACUGGAAAGGGCAAGCCUGCACCAGACAUCUAUCUCCUCGCUCUCGAGACCAUCAACGAACGCAUCCGUAAAGAAGGAAACGAGAAGGAGAUCACACCUGCUGAAUGUUUGGUCUUCGAAGACAGCGUGCCUGGUGUAGAGUCAGGAAGAAGAGCUGGUAUGCAAGUCGUCUGGUGCCCGCAUCCUGGCCUGCUGAACGAGUACAAGGGAAGAGAGGACGAUGUGUUGGCAGGCACGAGUAUCAUGAAGCAAUAUGGCGUCAGCAGUGGAGGUAGCGAGGUGCCUGGAAAGGUCGGCGAUGGUUGGGCGAGACUGCACAUGACUCUUGAGAACUUCCCUUAUAAGAGUUAUGGUAUGGAAGCAUAG